UUUGGCAUAUGAUAUGAUCGUUGAUGAUCGUCUUAUUUCGGCUUCAAGAAUCACCUCCUAAAUUUCCUGACACCUGUAGCCGAACAUCCUGUGUAUUUUUAAAUAUUAUAUGCAUUCAUUACAUCUCUUUUCCUUGCAACUUCACAUAAAUAUAUAAAAACACGUAGUGACUAAUGGUAUUAAUCCUAUAUUGAUGUUUUCUCUAUGCUAUUUGAUAUAACACGAUGGUGUAAUUAAUGUGGGUUUUGAGUAUUCAGUGUUUCAGAUAACCGGAGGUCCCGAAAUAUUUCAAGUGCCUUACUACAGCAAACUCGAACGAUACAUCCAACUUUUGGGGCAAGAUCCGCGUCAUAAAAGUAGCACUAGAAAUAUUAUUGUAGUAAUAGUAGUGACUAGUAUCGCAAGCAUUACUAUCCCAGCGGUAAGAAAAACACGAUAAUCAUUAUGGUGAAAAGUAAUAAAGCUAACAAUAAGCUAAUGUCAUUAAACAAUUGGGACUUGCAAUCGAUAGACCACAGAGUUACUUGUGUCGUUGCAUAAGAAGGACAUGGAUGGAGUCAUCGAGUGUCUGCCACACUUUGUCACAUCUUCCGCCAGUGUUGUUAAAAUAUUAAAUAUGCAUUUCAACAGGCGAAGUUUUAACAAAAUGUUCCAACUUGUGGCAAAACAAUGGGAACAACUGAAAUUAAAUGGCGAAUUGCACGUUCUGGAGGAAGUCGUCAAGCAAGGCAACAGAAUGGCGCACUUUUAUCGUAACACUCUAAUAUCUUUUAUGGUAUUGUUCUUGCUGGUGCCACUAGUUUCUCCUAUUCUCGAUAUUGUCCAUCCAAUAAACGGAACUCGAACACGCCAACAACUACUAAGAGUUAAUUACAUAUUUUUUAACGACGACGACUAUUUCAUUUACAUAUAUUUACAAUUAUUUUGGAGCUCCGUCGUUAUAGUAUUCACCAUAAUUAGUGCAGACUGGUUAUACAUGCUAAUAAUUCACCACAGUAGUGGAUUAUUUGCGGUUUGUGGAUACCGAGUUCACAAAGCAACUGUGAAUCCAAACAACUUUACUGGUGAAUCUAUGUCUGAGAAUUAUACGUAUGAAAAGAUCCGGAGUUGCGCAAUAAUUCACAAUGAAGCCAUACGAUUUUCAGACAUAUUGAAACAAAGCAGUCAAGGUAGUUACUUAAUUCAGGUUGGAUUGAAUAUGUUGGGGAUAAGCGCAACAGCUGUUCAAACAGUGAUAAACUUAGACAGACCGGAAGAAGCAAUACGAAGUGCAGUAUUUUGUGGGGCUUGUCAAUUUCAUUUACUUUUACUUAGUUUACCUGGCCAGGUGCUUCUGGAUCAUUGUUCUGAUUUAGCAGAUAAUAUUUACAGCUCCAAAUGGUACAAGGCACCCAUGCAGAUUCAAAAAGUACUAUACGUGAUGCAAAUAAGAUGCAAAAGGUUUUGUUCAUUAACGGCAGGUGGAUUGUAUGAAAUGAAUAUAGAAAACUUCGGAAUAACCUUCAAAACGUGCAUGUCCUAUAUUACAAUGAUGAUGUCACCUCAUGGGGUAAUUAAUCUGAGCUUGGAGUAUUUAGUGCGUCAGAAAACCGGGAUCCCCGAAAUACUUCAUGUGACAUACUACAAUAAACUCGAACGAUACAUCCAACUUUUGGGGCAAGAUCCGCGUCAUAAAAGUAGCACUAGAAAUAUGAUUGUAAUAAUAGUGGUGACUAGUAUCGCAAGCAUCACUAUCCCAACGACAAUAGAGCUAUUUGCGUCGUUGCAUAAAAAGGAUAUGGAUGGAGUGAUCGAGUGUCUGUCAUAUUUUGUCACAUCUUCCACCAGUGCUGUUAAAGUAUUAAAUAUGCAUUUCAACAAACGAAAUUUCAGCAAAAUGUACCAACUUGUAGCAAAACAAUGGGAGCAACUGAAAUUAAACAAUGAAUUGCACGUUCUAGAGAAAGUCGUCAUGCAAGGCAACAGGAUGGCGCACUUUUAUCGUAACACUUUAGUAUCUUUUAUGGUAUUGUUCUUACUGGUGCCACUAACUUCUCCAAUUCUUGAUAUUGUCCAUCCAAUAAACGGAACUCGAAAACGCCAACAACUACUAAGAGUUAAUUACAUAUUUUUCAACAGUGAUGACUAUUUCUUUUACAUUUAUUUACAAUUAUUUUGGAGCACUGUCGUUGUGGUGCUUACCAUAGUCGGUGCAGAUUGGUUAUACAUGUUAAUAAUUCAUCACAGUAGUGGAUUAUUUGCAGUUUGUGGAUAUCAAAUUCAAAAAGCAACUGCGAAUCUAAAUUACUUUUCUGGUGAAAAAGAUUCUGAGAAUCAGACGUAUGAAAAAUUCCGAAAUUGCGUGAUGAUGCAUAAAGAAGCCAUACAGUUUUACAAUAUAUUGGACGAAAGCAGCCAAAGUAGUUAUUUAAUCCAGGUUGGAUUAAAUAUAUUGAGUAUAAGCACAGCAGCAGUUCAAACCGUGGUCAACUUGGACAGACCAGAAGAAGCAAUACGAAGUGCUGUAUUUUGUGGCGCUUGUCAAUUUCAUUUGUUUCUACUUAGUUUACCUGGCCAAGUGCUCCUGGAUCAUUCUUCUGAUUUAGCAGAUAAUAUUUACAGCUCCAAAUGGUAUAAAGCACCCGUGCAAAUUCAAAAAGUACUAUACGUGAUGCAAAUAAGAUGCAGAAGGUUUUGUUCAUUGACGGCAGGUGGAUUGUAUGAAAUGAAUAUAGAAAACUUCGGAAUAACCUUCAAAACGUGCAUAUCCUAUAUUACAAUGUUGAUGUCCAUGAAAGAUUGAACAUGCAUUAGCUAUCGAAUGUAAUCUCAUCCACUGUAUGUUAUACACAACUUUACCAAGUAUAAGACUAGUAUAAUAAAUAGCUGACAUGUAAUACUGGACAUAUUGGAUGACAUUGGUGAAUAAAUAUAUAAAACACAUCCUU
Messenger RNA from Bombus terrestris (buff-tailed bumblebee), 2927 nucleotides. RefSeq lists its product as uncharacterized. The record is from RefSeq and is a predicted model, not a curated record. Gene Ontology annotation, cellular component: plasma membrane. The transcript is spliced from 17 exons. Gene Ontology annotation, molecular function: olfactory receptor activity; odorant binding. The coding region runs from base 548 to 2782 and encodes 744 amino acids. Gene Ontology annotation, biological process: sensory perception of smell; detection of chemical stimulus involved in sensory perception of smell. Lineage: Eukaryota; Metazoa; Arthropoda; Insecta; Hymenoptera; Apidae.